Molecule: messenger RNA, 1965 nt
Organism: Gossypium raimondii (Peruvian cotton)
Lineage: Eukaryota; Viridiplantae; Streptophyta; Magnoliopsida; Malvales; Malvaceae
Product: U-box domain-containing protein 26
Exons: 1
Coding region: 591-1742 (383 amino acids)
Biological process (GO): protein ubiquitination
Molecular function (GO): ubiquitin protein ligase activity
Source: RefSeq, a predicted model, not a curated record
GGGACCAUCCCUCCCACAAUUAUUCUAAAAGUAUUACUAUUUUCAUUCAAUCUCUCACUAUGAGAAGCUGCCUUUGUUUUUAUCUCUUCGUUCUCUUCUCUUCUCAUAUCACUCCAACUAAGCUUUGGUCUUUGCCCCUUUAUCUCUUUCUUCUUUACUAUUUGCCCUUCCUGUCACUGUGAAAGAGCAGACUUUUUCCUGCUACUACUGCUACUGCAACUUGAAAAAUCCUCAAAGUUUUGUGUUCAUCUUUUCAUCACUUUAUUGUUAUUAUAAUUAGUUUAUUACUUGAGCUUGUGUGUGAGUGUUCUUUCUUUUUCUCUUCCCUUUUAUAAGGGUAUUGAUAGCUCAGUUUCACUUUCCCAUUCUCCUGUCAUUUCUUCACUUUUGGCUCCAGAUUCUGAAUUCUCGCCAAAAACCAACUUUAACAGUGCCUUUUGGGUGUUUGUGUUUUAAAGCUCUCCAUCUUUUGCAUUCUUUAUUCCAUUGUUUCAGCUGAAGAUUCUUCAUUUGAACAGAUACUAUCAUUUCAUUUUUGUUGUUUUUUCACAUUCUUGUUGAAGCUUUUUUUGGGUAGGUUUUCUUCUUCCAUGAGAGAAGUUGAAAUGACAGUACCUCAUUUAUUUAGAUGCCCAAUCAGUCUGGACUUGUUCACAGAUCCUGUCACUCUCUGUACGGGUCAAACUUAUGAUAGAUCAAGCAUAGAAAAAUGGUUAGCUGCAGGUAAUCUCACAUGCCCCGUUACAAUGCAAAAGCUCCAUGAUCCCUCUCUUGUUCCAAAUCAUAACCUUCGUCAUUUGAUUCAACAAUGGCGUCAAAUGGAUCACCGAUUUGGCCCUGAUUACUUCACUGCAAUCGACCCUUUAGUCUCCCUCAAGCACUGCCUUCAAUCCCCUCAAUCCACCUUCCAAGAAAAACUUGAAGCACUGCAAAAGAUCCAACUCCUUACCGAUCAAACACCUUCUACAAAUCCCUUUUUGAUCCAAAUAGGCUUCUUGCCUUUACUUUUGCAACUGAGUUUCCAAAUGGUAGACCCUGAAUUCUCCCAAGACUAUAUGAACUUUGUGGAACAAGGGCUUACUUGUGUUCUUAAGUUGCUUCCUUACGGAGAAUUAGAGAGUUUGAAUAUGCUUAAACAAGAUUCUAAAUUGGAAUCUCUUGUAGUCCUAUUCGAGCAUGGCAGUAUAAUUAUGAAGCAAAGCUUGUGCCAUCUCGUGGGGGUAAUUUCAUCAUCCUCAUCAACCAGAGAGCUUUGUGCAAUGAUUGGAAAACACCCAAGAUUCUUAAAUUUAAUCGUCUGUAUUGUUAACCAAAAUAAUGAGGCAUCCGAGACUGGAAUCAAAGCCAUUUCAGCACUGUGUUGCUUGGAGUCGAACAGGGGAAAACUAGUUCAACAGGGCCUAAUCGACGCCCUGGUAACAUAUAUUUUAAACUCAGAAAGGAGCUUGGCAGCAAUGGCAAUGGCGAUACUAGAGCAAGUUUUGGGGAUAGAAAGAGCAAAAGAAGCACUGAUAAAGAACCCAAACGGUGUGAAAGCAGUGGUGAAGAUGGUAUUCAGGGUAUCAGAUCACGAAGGAAGUGAAAGUGCGGUUAACUCAUUGAUGAUGGUGUGUCGGGAAUCAUUGGAAGCAAGGGAAAAAGCUAUAGCAGCUGGAGUUUUAACACAGUUGCUGCUGCUUUUGCAGAGCCAGUGUAAUGGUAGGACCAAAACUAAGGCAACAACAUUGCUGAAGCUGCUAUGAGCCAUAGGGGACCCAGGACCAAACAUUUACCAUACCAUGUGUUCUUUUAGGACAAUUCAUCACUGUGGGGCCUUUUUAUAUAUACUGUAUAUUAUAUUUAUGCAUAUACAUAUCGGUUUGUGUGGUGUAUUGGUAGGUUCCAUCUUUCACUUAUCAAUAUGCACAAAAAUAUCAAUUUAUGUAAGCUAUAGCAAUCAUUAAAGCAUCCAUAUCCAUUUAAUAA